Oryza sativa Japonica Group (Japanese rice) is the source of this 2370-nucleotide messenger RNA. RefSeq lists its product as uncharacterized. Gene Ontology annotation, molecular function: oxidoreductase activity; NAD binding; NADP binding. Lineage: Eukaryota; Viridiplantae; Streptophyta; Magnoliopsida; Poales; Poaceae. The record is from RefSeq and is a predicted model, not a curated record.
UGCAAGAGAUGGAUGGCGUGUGGGGACUUCUGAUCGGAAAACCCAAUGAAAUGAUUUAUUUGUCGCUGUCUCGUGUAAGAGUAGAAAAUGCGACAGCUUUGGGUACACUUGGGGAGGUAGAGGAGUAGAGAGUGGAGGUGGUCAUGGAGGUGGACGUGGCGGCGUUUGGGUUCCCUGCUCCGGUGAGGCCGGGGGCGACGCGGGUGGGGUGGGUGGGCAUCGGCGUCAUGGGUGGCGCCAUGGCCGCGCGCCUCCUCGCCGCUGGGUUCGCGGUGACCGCGUACGCGCGGACGCCGGCCAAGGCGGAGGCCCUAGUCGCUGCCGGCGCGAGCCUCGCGGGCUCCCCGGCUGCCGUGGCCGCGGCGUGCGACGUGGUGUUCACCAUGGUGGGAAACCCCGGCGACGUCCGCGCCGUCGUCCUCGACGCGGCCUCCGGUGUCCUCGCUGGCCUCCGCCCCGGCGGCGUCCUCGUGGACUGUACUAGCUCCUCCCCUUCCCUCGCCCGCGAGGUCGCGGCGGCGGCGCGCGCGGCUGGGUGCUACGCCGUCGACUCCCCGGUCUCCGGCGGCGACGUCGGCGCGCGCGACGGCGCGCUCGCCCUCCUCGCCGGUGGCGACGAGGCGGUGGUGAGCUGGCUCGCGCCGCUCUUCGCCCACCUCGGCAGGCCGACCUACAUGGGCCCGCCCGGCAGCGGCCAGAGCAGCAAGAUCGCGAACCAGAUCGCGGUGGCCGGGGCGGUGGUCGGUGCCAGCGAGGCGCUGGCGUUCGCCAACGCGGCGGGGCUCGACGCGCCGCUGUUCCUCGACGCGGUGUCCAAGGGCGCGGCGGGUUCGCGCGUCAUGGACAUCUUCGGCGAGCGCAUGCUGCGCCGUGAGUUCGCGUCCGGUGGCUCCGUGAAGUACAUCAUCAAGGACCUUGGCAUGGCGCUGGAGACCGAGGAGGGGCCGGAGGGGGCCAAGGCGCUGCCAGGGGCGGCGAUGUUCCGGCAGAUGUUCUCCGCGAUGGCGGCGAACGGCGACGGCGACCUGAGCCUCCAGGGAUUGAUCACCGUAGUCGAACGCCUGAACGGCAUUCGCAAUGCGUGCAUGAUGCAAUCUUAUCUCUUUCCCUCCAAGAAACACUUCAGCAGAGGAGCAACAAUGGCGGCGGCAGGGUCGCUGGGACUUCUCCAGGCGCCAUCGUCCUUCACGGCGGCAGCGGCGAGCCGGCCGGCUUCUCGGCGAGCACCGCGAGCUCUGUUCGCCGUGAGAGCCUCGGCUGCCGCCGAUGCCACCAAGGACGCCGUCCUCAAGGCCUUCCGCGAGAAGAGAGCUCUCAAGAUCAUUUCAGGGCUUCAGAAUUUCGACAGGAGUAGUGUUGCCUCUGUUGUCUCGGCUGCAGAUAAGGGAGGUGCCACCCAUGUUGAUAUAGCGUGUGACCAAGACUUAGUAAAGCUUGCUCUGGAGCUUACUUCCCUUCCGAUUUGUGUCUCCUCCGUAGAUCCUUCAGCAUUCCGUUCUGCGGUAGAAGCUGGAGCAAAGAUGAUUGAGAUUGGAAACUAUGAUUCUUUUUAUGACACAGGCAUCGAAUUCUCUUCUGAGAAGAUCUUAAAGCUGACCAAGGAGACAAGGGAAAUGCUUCCAGAUAUAACACUGUCCGUAACAGUUCCACAUACACUGAGCCUCCUAGAUCAGGUAAGACUUGCAGAGCUACUCGAAGAGGAAGGCGCUGAUAUCAUCCAAACUGAAGGAGGGAAGUGUUCUAGUCCAACAAAGCCUGGAGUGCUUGGAUUAAUUGAAAAGGCAACACCAACUUUGGCCGCUGCAUACUCCAUCUCUCGGGCUGUCACAAUUCCAGUGAUGUGUGCAUCUGGGCUAAGCUCAGUGACUGCACCAAUGGCAGUAACUGCAGGAGCUGCCGGUGUGGGAGUUGGUUCUGCUGUCAACAAACUUAACGACAUCGUCGCAAUGGUCGCUGAGGUGAAAAGUAUUGCUGAAGCAUUGGGUUUGCCUUCACGGAACGUGUCUAGCAACUUGAGAACAGUUCACCAUUAGGGGCUAGUUACCUCCUCUUCUAGACAAACUCUAGCGAUCAAUAAUAUUAUCAAAAGAUGCAGUAGCUUGACAUUUCACAGUCUACUGCCUUUCGUAACAUAUAUGCAAAGCAAUGCAGAGGUGCCAAUUGGCGUUUUCGACGGUUGUAAUGUAGCUUUGGCCAGUGGCGUUGUUGAACUGAGAUCAAGUUUCAGCUGCAAUCAAUUGUCAGAUUGUCACAUCUUUCCCAUGCAAUUUUUUUGCAUCAUGUCCGUGUAAAUUGUCAGAUAUUCCCCUUGCAAUCUUGUAUAUCAAUGCCUAUGUAAAUGCAUGUGGUGGGUAAAUCCACAUUACUUCA